CAACUGUUCCAGUUCGUUUUCAAACAAAGAGAGGGAUAUAAGGAUUUUCUCCUGAUCAUCAUUAUCAUCAUUUUAAUCAACAAAAAUUUCAAUAAUUGAAUUUCAACAAUCCGUCAUUGACGUUUCAUUCACUCAUUUUCAAUAACCAUAUAAAUAAAAUAAAUAAUAAAAAAAGACCCGAUAAAUGUUGAAUUGCCUGUUAAAACAAAGUUCGAAACUGGUUGUUGGGCGAAUACACCGAUCAACAACAACAACAUUAUUUGUAUUUAAUAGAAAUCUUUCGAAAAACAAUUUUCAUUUGUUUUUAAAUUGUCGUCAAAUUCUUACAAAUAGCAGACCAACGACAUUGUUUCAAUCAAGCAUUAAUAAUAAUCAAAAGUUUGCCAUCCAUACAUCAUCGAAAAUAAUGAAUAAAAACAAAGCAACUUUGAUUGGUGUUUAUGAGAAUAGUAACAAUAAAGAUACAUUUGUAUUUACACCAAGUGGUAAAAAAAUUAACUCAUCAGUCAAUGGAUUAAUUGAAAAACAAUUAAAUAUUGUUGGACCAGUGAAAAAAGGUAAAGUUCGUAUUCUAUACGAUUUAAGUCCUGAAUUUCCUGUUGUCGGUAUUGUUGGUCUUGGUCCGGAAACGGCUACAUUCAAUGAAUUAGAAGAAUUGGAUGAAAAAUUGGAAAAUAUUCGUUCAGCUAUUGCUAAUGGUGUACGAUCAUUACGUGAUCUUGGAUCUAUUGAUGAAAUUAAUGUCGAUGGUUGUUUAAAUCCAAAAGCAGCAUCUGAAGGUGCUAAUCUUGGUCUUUAUUAUUUUGAUGAAUUAAAAUCGGCUGCAUUGAAAAAAUCCAAAGUUGAACUUCAUUUAUUAGCUGAUGGAAUUUCCGAUGAAAAUGAAUGGAAUGCUGGAGUUCUAUUAUCAAAUGGCCAGAAUCUUUGUCGAACAUUGAUGGAAAAUCCGGCAAAUCUAAUGACACCAACAAAAUUUGCACAAAUUGCUGUCGAAACUUUUUCCAAACUCAAUGUUACCGUACAUGUUCGAGAUAAAGCAUGGGCCGAAUCAAUGAAAAUGGGUUCAUUUUUGAGCGUUGCAAAAGGUUCGGAUGAACCACCGGUUUUCCUUGAGGUUCAUUAUAAUAAUGCACCAAAUACUAAACCAUUAGUGUUUGUUGGCAAAGGAAUUACAUUCGAUAGUGGUGGAAUAUCAUUGAAAGCAUCAUCCAAUAUGGAUAGAAUGCGUGCCGAUAUGGGUGGUGCUGCUAAUGUUUUAAGUACUAUUUAUACAUUGGCAAGCAAAAAAUCACCGGUCAACAUUAUUGGAUUGAUGCCAUUAUGUGAAAAUAUGCCAAAUGGACGAGCCAACAAACCGGGUGAUGUUGUCACAGCAAUGAAUGGCAAAACUAUUCAGAUUAAUAAUACCGAUGCUGAAGGUCGUUUAAUUUUGGCCGAUGGUCUUUGCUACGCACAUAAAUUUGAUCCAUUUUUACUAAUGGAUAUUGCAACAUUGACCGGUGCAAUCGGUGUUGCACUUGGUUCAUCAGCUACCGGUGUAUUUUCAACAUCAAACAAAUAUUGGACAAUGUUACAAAAAUGUGGUGUUGAAACUGGUGAUCGUAUGUGGCGAAUGCCAUUAUUCAAUCAUUUCACCAAACAGACAACCGACAGUCAAUUAGCCGAUUUAUGCAAUAUUGGAAAAUAUGUUGGACAAGGUGGUAGCUGUAUUGCUGCAGCUUUUCUUCGUGAAUUUGUUACCUGUAAUUCUUGGAUACAUUUCGAUAUUGCUGGUGUAAUGGACAACAAAGAUGAAGUGGCCUAUUUAUCCAAAGGGAUGUCUGGCCGUCCAUUACGUACAUUGGUACGAUUCGUUGAAGAAAUUUUUGAAAACAAAGCAUUUUGAACAAUAUAA
This is a messenger RNA of Dermatophagoides pteronyssinus (European house dust mite), 1894 nucleotides long. Its product is annotated as cytosol aminopeptidase-like. Gene Ontology annotation, biological process: proteolysis. The record is from RefSeq and is a predicted model, not a curated record. Lineage: Eukaryota; Metazoa; Arthropoda; Arachnida; Sarcoptiformes; Pyroglyphidae. Gene Ontology annotation, cellular component: cytoplasm. Gene Ontology annotation, molecular function: metalloaminopeptidase activity; manganese ion binding.